UCCAUGUCCAGACGCCCGUCCCAUCUACACUAGAUGUCUGGCCCCGGGUCCGCUUCCCCGAACUCUUUCUUCACUACAUGGCUUCAUCUUCUUUCAUCAAAGCAGGAGUCCUUUUGUUUUCGUUCUUGUCAGUCCAGCCUCAAUGCUGGCAAGUUGGUGGCACAUUUUGGACAUUGAGGCAAUGUAGGUACGUAGGCGGCAACGCAGCCUUACUGCCUGCAGUGCAUUAUCUGUUUACUGCUGACGGAAGAGGCAUGCCAGGCAUCUCAACAUCAAGCCAAGCGUCUUUGGAUUAUGUAUGCUGCCUACGCGAACCCACGCAUAGAUCGAAAUUGCACGCUUGAGAUGCCUGGGGCGCGCCCUGAACGGAAUCUUUCAGUGAAUUGUGCGUCAUUUCGUUUCUACCAUCCCAAAGCUGUCUUGAUUUUACGUUUGAAAGCACACUACGUAGGUAUUGAACUACAUCAUGUAGGUGUAGUCAGCG
This is a messenger RNA of Neurospora hispaniola, 484 nucleotides long. RefSeq lists its product as uncharacterized. Bases 78 to 344 code for a protein of 88 amino acids. NCBI's taxonomy places the organism in Eukaryota, Fungi, Ascomycota, Sordariomycetes, Sordariales, Sordariaceae. The transcript has a single exon. The record is from RefSeq and is a predicted model, not a curated record.